Molecule: messenger RNA, 453 nt
Organism: Aspergillus novofumigatus IBT 16806
Lineage: Eukaryota; Fungi; Ascomycota; Eurotiomycetes; Eurotiales; Aspergillaceae
Exons: 1
Source: RefSeq, a predicted model, not a curated record
GAACACCUGUUCGAGAUAGCUGCGCAAGUCACACAUAGUGUGCCGCCUUAUCUGCUCGACUUUGAAUCGCGAACAUUAGUGCCGUUCUCUGCCACUAAUGGGGCUGUUAGUGAUCACCUUUCUCAGAUGCUAUCCCGAGCCACCUUUGUCGACGAAGUAGGUGCGCAAGUGCUUCCGGAGACGCCAGAGGUGUCGCUCCACCCCCUUCAAGAACCCGGUUUGGAUUCGUACACUGAAGUGCUGACGCGCCAUCUGAGCCGUUACGCACAACAGAUGAUGGGAAGCGGUAUCAUCCCUACAGACGAAAUGUUCCAGCAAGAGGCAAGGCGUCUACUUUUUGAUUCUGAAGAUCAGUGGAAUCAAACCAUUGCUGAUAAUCGCGAAUGGCUGGCUCACUUUCGAGGACAGCAAAGCAAUAAUAGUCAUCAUCAGGCCCAGAGGACGCUCUUGUGA